Messenger RNA from Anneissia japonica, 5481 nucleotides. Its product is annotated as mitochondrial import receptor subunit TOM40 homolog. Bases 139 to 1125 code for a protein of 328 amino acids. Gene Ontology annotation, molecular function: transmembrane protein transporter activity. The transcript has 6 exons. Gene Ontology annotation, cellular component: mitochondrial outer membrane translocase complex; mitochondrial outer membrane. NCBI's taxonomy places the organism in Eukaryota, Metazoa, Echinodermata, Crinoidea, Comatulida, Comatulidae. Gene Ontology annotation, biological process: protein import into mitochondrial matrix. The record is from RefSeq and is a predicted model, not a curated record.
CGGAAGUUGAAACUGAACAUGCUCACAACAAUCAGCUGACAACGAACAACCAAUCAAUCGGAAAUUAUCCCACAUGGCCCGUAUAGUAGUGAAAGAAUAGCGGUGUUCUUGCUGUAAGCCUGGAAAACUUGUAAUAAAAUGGGUAACGUUUUUGCAGCUGAAAGCCCUAUUCCACCACCUAAUUCACCAUUAUCAGGAAUAGCACCUGCACCACCUCCAACUGCAUCUGUACCAUCAAGUUUACUCGAAGAAUUGAAAGGAAAUGGCGAUCUUCCAAACCCAGGGAAUUUUGAAGAGUUGUUUCGUAAAUGCAAAGAGAUAUUUCCAGCACCAUUGGAAGGAUGUAAAUUGAUGGUGAAUAAAGGGUUAUCCAAUCACUUUCAAGUUAACCACACCAUCUCCCUAUCAUCAGUAGGUGAAUCUUCGUAUCACUUUGGUAGCACGUAUGUGGGAACUAAUCAAACAGGCCCAGGAGAGGCUUUUCCUGUUUUACUGGGUGACAUUGAUACCUCAGGAAGUUUAAAUGCUCAAAUUAUUCACAAGCUUAUGGACAAUUUGAAAACAAAAUUUGUUCUUCAGACACAACAAACACGAUGGAUGGUUUACCAGUUAGAAAAUGAAUAUCGAGGACCGUCCUACACCGCAUCUCUGGUGCUAGCGAACGUUGACCCUCUUGAGAGUACAGGAAUCGUAGUAACACAGUACCUUCAAAGUAUUACAAAAAGACUAGCACUUGGAGCUGAGUUACUUUAUCACUACGGGCAAGGCCAGCAACAGACUAUAUUAACAUUAGCAGGCAGGUAUACAGCCGACAACUGGUUAGCAUCAGGAACUGUUGGUCCUGCCUCCUGUCACGUAGCUUACUACCACAAAGGCAAAGAAGUACAAGUUGGAGUUGAAUUUGAAAGUAAUUUUAAAAUGCAAGAAAAUGUAACAUCUAUAGGUUAUCAAGUUGAUUUACCACAAGCAAAUGUUACAUUUAAAGGAAUGGUUGAUAGUAACUGGUCUGUAUCUGGUGUCUUAGAGAAGAAGCUUCUACCGAUGCCGUUCACUUUCGUUAUUAGUGGGAUGAUGAAUCACUGGAAGAACAAAAGUCGCUUUGGGUUUGGACUGAUGAUCGGUUAGCAGCUUGUGUUUAUCCUUAUGUACGAUAGAUUAAUUUUAAACAAAUCCACAAAUGUUUUCUAUUCAAGUAAUCUGACCCCUCCUCUCUUAAUGGUGUGUGUCGAUAUUGCAGGUAUUACAAAAUGAUUAACCAUAUUAUUUUACACAUUGUCAUCUUUAUAAUAUAAUCAUAUUGAAGUUGCCAGACUAUGAAAUUGAAAGAUGACGAGGAUAAUGAUUAUGAUUAUAGUGAUGUUGAUCGUAAUUGUGGCCGUGAACAAUGUUGGUAGUUGUGGUGAUGAUGGUAGUAUGAUAUUGGUACUGUAUUAAUGUUUGUGUUUAUGGUUAUGGUUGGGGUGAUUGUAAUGCUAAUGGUUUUACUAGCGAUGGUAGUGGUGUUGAUGGUGGUCGUCAUGUUGAUGAUAAUGGUAGUGGGAUAAUAGUGCUAAUUAGUGGUAUGUUAGUGAUGGUAUGAUGGUGGUGAUGAUGUUGACAAUGGUAGUUGUAUUGGUUUAGGCGAUGACAACAACAGUGAUGAUAAUGAUGAUGAUAAUGUGGAAAAUUAAGUCUAUUGAUUUCAAUUUUUUUAUUGCCCAGUUUUUUCUGAAAGUUAAAACAUUUCCAUGAGUUCUGAAAAGCUUUCAGUUAAACUGCACAUACAGAUAUGACAUAAAUGCUGGUAGACUUCUAUGCAAGUUACUGUUAACAAAAGCCAUUGAUUUUCUUUAUUGAAAGCACAGUAAAUUAAUCUAUUUUGACCAGCAUAUUAUUAAUAAUUGUACCAGUUUCUGUUCACCCAAUGUAGCACUGUUGACUGAUCAUUGGACUGUUUUCUUUGGUUAAAUACUACCGAACAAUGGGGACAUCUAUUUAAAGGUACACUGUAUGUGAAAGCUAAUGUAAUUAAUAACAUUCAGUGUUUUGAUUGACAGUAUUUUGUGCCAGGUUUUAUCACAUAUUGUUAUUCUUGAAACUUGCCCAAGUAUUGGGGUCUAUUUACACAGAUUGAGUACUAUUCAGUUUUUUCAGAAAUGGAUAUUUACAUUUGUAUGCUGCGACACAUGCCACUGUUUUAUAAUGAGGUGCCUUGCCAUCACUCAACCUUCUUAAAUCAUCGCUACUAAUGUGUGUAUCAAACAAUAACAUGAAUGUAUUCAUAUAAAUUAUUUCCAUGAAAGAAUAUUUGAAUAUGCAAUAAAAAUAUAUAUGUGGAGAAGACGAGCCAUACCAGGCAGUCCUGUGAAUUGUGUUUCAGAGAUAAUGGCCAAAAUAUGUUGGAAGGUCAAAAUUUUCAAUAUGUAUUUUAUUGCACUAAACUAAACUUUGUAAAUUUAACAUCAUGCUAUGUUGAUAUUUCCUAAUUUUCAACGUUAAAACAAUAUUUUGUAAUGAUUUGGUGAUGGUCUCUGCCUGAGAAAAUGGCUGAAAAUGUAAACUGUAAAGGCUGAUUUCUUAAAUACUGUUCUUUAACAGCUGUAUUUUUAAACUCUUGUAACUUCAUAAUGAAAUGACAGAUUUAGAUGAUACUUUGACCUUUUUAUAACUUUCAUUUUACUGCUUAAUGCUGUAUUUGAUUUUUUGUUUUUGUUUGUAAGGAGUGUCUUUGCCACAUAUGUUGUUUGUAGGCAGGUAAUAUAUUAUUAUACACAAGUGUUAAUAUUACAAGACACAUCUCAAAGGACUUCACUUAAUUUCCUGGUCAAUGGAAUGUAGCAAUCAUACACAAUAAAUAGGCAACCUUUUUCCGCUUCCCUAUGGAUUGCCCUUCCAUGAAUAAUCAUUAUCAUUCCAUUUUUCCCUUGAGCAUUUGAGUCUCUUUCCUCUGUCACUAACUCUGCUCAGAUUAACUGUCAUCUUUGAACACAAUCCAUCUAUUGCUUUCUAGGUCUUCCUCCCUUCCAUUUGCCCAUCUCUGCAUGCUCUGCUGCCCAUUUGAAUGAAUUGUCCUCUACAGCUUUUCUUGUUCCUUUCAUGAAUAUUAAGCAGUGGCGGAUCCAGAAAUUCAAAAUAAAUGAAGUUGGGGGGAGGGGGGAGAUUUUCUGAGAUGGAGUAUCUACACCACCUCAGCUUUAUCAUGGUUGGGGCUGAGGUAAAAAAAGUUAUGAUUAGGUGAUGAUGGUGGUAUGAUAUUGGUACUGAACUAAUGUUUGUGUUUAUGGUUAUAGUGGGGUGAAUGUAAUGCUAAUGGUCUUACUAGCGAUGGUAGUGGUGUUGAUGAUGGUCGUCAUGUUGAUGAUAAUGGUAGUGAGAUAAUAGUGGUAAUUAGUGGUAUGUUAGUGCUGAUGAUGUUGAAAAUGGUAGUUGUAUUUGUUUUGCGAUGACAACAAGUGAUGAUCAUCGAAGAAUUUCAUCUGGUUCUGUAAAAUUAUAGCUGGAUUAUUUUUUCAUUUUGUUUUAUCACAUAUAGUUAUCCUUUAAAUUUGCCCAAGUAUUGGGGUCUAUUUAUCCAGAUUGAGUACUGUUCAGUUUUUUUCAGAAAUGGAUAUUUACAUUUGUAUGCUAUGACACAUGCCAAUGUUUUAUAAUGUGAUGCCUUUUGCUUCAUUAAUCAUUUCUCAAUCCAUCACUCAACCUUCUUAAAUCAUCGCUACUAAUGUGUGUAUCAAACAAUAACAUGAAUAUAUUCAUUUAACUUAUUUCCAUGAAAGAAUAUUUGAAUAUGCAAUAAAAAUAUGUAUGUGGAGAAGACAAGCCAUACCAGGCAGUCAUCCGAAUUGUGUUUCAGAGAUAAUGGCCAAAAUAUGUUGGAAGGUCAAAAUUUUCAAAAUAUAUUUUACUGCACUAAACUAAACUUUGUAAAUUUAACAUCAUGUUAUGUUGAUAUUUCCCAAUUUUUCGAAGUUAAUACAAUAUUUUGUAAUGAUUUGGUGAUGGUCUCUGUCUGAGAAAUGGCUGAAAACAUACUGUAAACUGUUAAGGCUCAAAUACUGUUCUUUAACAGCUGUAUUUUUAAACUCUUGUAACUUCAUAAUGAAAUGACAGAUUUAGAUGAUUCUUUUACCAUGUUUUAACUUUCAUUUUACUGCUUUAUGCUGUAUUAGAUUUUUUGUUUUUGUUUGUGAGGAGUGUCUGCCACAUGUUGUUUGUAUGCAGGUUACCUUUUACACACAAGUGUUAAUUAAGACACAUAACAUCUCAAAGGGCUUCAACUUAAUUUCCUGGUCAAUGGAAUGUAGCAAUCAUACACAAUAAAUAGGCAACCUUUUACCGCUUCCCUGUGGAUUGCCCUUCGAUGUGGAUUGCCCUUCCAUGAAUAAUCAUCAUCAUUCCAUUUUUCCCUCGAGCAUUCGGGUCUCUUUCCUCUGUCACCAACUCUGCUCAGAUUAACUGUCAUCUUUGGACACAAUCCAUGUAUUGCUUUCUAGGUCUUCCUCCCUUUCAUUUGCCCUUCUCUGCAUGCUCUGCUGCCCAUCUGAACGAUUUUGUCCUCUUUUCUUGUUCCUUUCAUGAAUAUUAAGCAGUGGCAGAUCCAGGAAUUCAAAAUAAAAGAGGUCAAGGGGGGGGGGAGGGGAAAUUUUCUGAGAUGGAUUGUCUACACCACCUCAGCUUUAUCCUGGUUGGGGCUGAGGUAAAAAAAGUUAUGAUUAGGGUACCUCUAGAUGGCUGGAAAUUGCUCACUCAGACUUAAAUUUGAAGUACAGUAUGAUUUUAUUUAAGAUGGGGAAGCCCCUCACUCCCAGAAUCGGCCACUGUUCAGUAUUAUUCAAGUAAAUUCAACUAUACAUCCUGUAUGUUUGCAUUCCAGAACACAAUUAAUAUCAUGCAUAAAUAAUUUGAGAUUUGGACCCAAACCAUAUGGUUAAACGCCUGUAGUGCAACCACAGCUGCAUCCAUUCCCACAUGCCUGCUUUUUGUAAUACUUAUAUUCUGAUUAAUAAUACUGAACCAUGCUAAUAUUAAAGGUCUCCAUAGCAACAUUUGUUGUUGAGAUCAAAAGAAUACUCUAGGGUACUUUUAUACACUUGAUAUUUUUUAUUGCUGUUUAAUAAUGCAAUAAUUUAUAUCUAAUUAGGACUUCCAUGCUGUAUGUGUAAUUGCAGUAACUUCAUAGCAGCAGCAGAAAUGUAUAAGUAAGGUUCUGGUUGUGGUGGCUAAGGCUGGCCUCCAAAAUUGUAGGGUCAUAACAGAGAGGUAGAAAUAGGGUUGAAUGAUAGGACGGUCCACCGCUGCAGUUUAAGGUGCGCAGCGCGAGUUACGAGCAGGCUAACUGUACCUCCUCAGACCCCAUUACAUGGACCUGAUAGGUUGGAAACCUAAACCACAUUUGGUAGUAAAAUUUCGGAGUGUUUAGAGUAAGCAAAAAUUACAAUUCCAAGGAAAGAAGCGAGAAAAUUAGGAUGUUAAAUUAGUACAGUAAAGUUAACAUGUUUGAUCAUA